Messenger RNA from Sitodiplosis mosellana (orange wheat blossom midge), 5942 nucleotides. RefSeq names its product ubiquitin thioesterase trabid (gene trbd). The record is from RefSeq and is a predicted model, not a curated record. Lineage: Eukaryota; Metazoa; Arthropoda; Insecta; Diptera; Cecidomyiidae. The transcript has 12 exons. Gene Ontology annotation, molecular function: K63-linked polyubiquitin modification-dependent protein binding; cysteine-type deubiquitinase activity. Gene Ontology annotation, cellular component: cytoplasm; nucleus. Bases 2505 to 4661 code for a protein of 718 amino acids. Gene Ontology annotation, biological process: cell migration; protein K33-linked deubiquitination; protein deubiquitination involved in ubiquitin-dependent protein catabolic process.
CAAAUGAUGUUUCAAGACCAACAAAACGAAUGGCAGUAGUCAAAAUAAAAGUCAGAGAGAUAGAAAAGGAGAGAGAGACAGAGAAAAGAGAAACGAUUCCGAACGAACAAGAAGCAAAUAAAUAUAUAAAAUUAAUAAUAUUGAACAUAGAUGUUUGAAGACAUAUCGUGGAUUUGGUGAGAAAACGAAAUAAGUGCACAAAAUAAAGUGAGAAAAGAACAAUCGAUUGCUGUUUUAGCGAUGUCAAGUGAACACAAAACUGCUUAGUAAAUAUAAAAUGAAAAAAAAAACCUUUUUUUUGGGUAAUUCGUAUAAGAUAGUUCAAGAGCUCGACAUAGGCGAGCUGUGUGUGUAUCUCAUUCAUAAAAAUACAGUAAAAUUUUUCCUUGACGAAAAAUUUCGUGAGUGUGCUACUUUUGGUUGUGUUGCUUUUUUCUUCUUCUUCUUCUUCUUCUUCUUCUUCUUCUAUUUCUACAGAACUAUUGCAGUUGAUUUGAAAAUGCAUAAUUUGUGUAUUUAUCACAUAUUCAAUCAUUUUAAUUUGUGUUGUGUCAUGAAGUGUAUGUGUUGUUAUCUUGUUUAGCACAGUUUCCAUAAGUGAUUCGUAAUCGUCCAAAAUAAAGAGGAAAAAAACAGCACACAUAUCAUUUUUUUAUUUUGACAAUUUUGCGCGCAUUUGAGUUUCUCCAUUACCUCCAGCGAUCUGUGUUUUACAUGAUUUGUUCAUCCGUCGUUUUUUUUUUCGUACGUGCACUUGUGAUGAGAUCAAUAUAUUGAUAAAGAAAAUACAGAAGAAAAAAAUAAACGAAGAAGAAGAUGAUGAUGAAAAAGAAACGACUUUCUCUGGAAAUGUUUUUGAUGUGCAAAACGAUAUAAUACUCGAUACUUGUGACUCCGAAAUACGAGAAAAAAAGAUGUUUUUAAUUUAUUUGGCACCUGAAUGAAUAUACCUUGUGGUAUUUGUGCGUUAUUUUAUAUAUUUUUUCUCUCUGUUGCCUUCAUUCUCUGUUCACUCGAGUUUCUCACAAUAUGAACGCUGAACAGAGAGAUGAUUGAAGAGAAUCAAUGGAAACAAACAAAAUAGAGAGGAUAGAGAGAUGUGUGUGGUAUGUUCAUUGCUUUGGCUGCCUGAUGUUCAUGGUGUAAUAUUGUUGUUGUUGUUGUUUCGUGUGUGACAUCAGUGAGUGGUGUGUAUCUGUGCAUUUGUCGAAUUGUUAAUUAUUCAGUGCGAAAAUUUCCUAUUGGAAAAUGACAUGACAUUUGGCCAGAUCCUACCGAUAACGAUAACCGUAUUUGAGUGAAUUUGUGUGAGAGCGAGAAAUGUAGACAAAAAAAAAUCGAAUGAAAGACAGGGAGAUAGAGAGAGAGCGCGCAUGAGAAGAGCAGCCAACAGUCAGUCAGUCAACCAGCCAGCUAACAACAAACACAACUGACUCAAAUACAAAAUCAGCUCGAGCUAGAGUGACAGAGAGAUAGAACGAACAACGGAAAAUAGAGAGUGUUUUAAAACGAAACCGCAUCACACAUCAUUUCAACAACGAUUAACCCGAACAAUUAAAGCAAAUAAAUUCGCCAGAAUCCUUUUUUCGCACGAAUGCAAUUACUGAGGCUGAAAAAGAGCUUAAGCCCAACCGAAAAACAAAAACCGAACACAAUACGACGAUAAAGAGAUAGAGGGAGAGUAAAGGAGUGAACAAAACAAUUCGAUUCGAUUUAUCAAGUGCCCAAUCAUGCUAUUAAAUGUCUCAACCAAAAUUAACCGUUAGUCGUGAUAUUCGAUUUACACUGCCAUCAUUGUUCAAGGAAAGGUGAUUUUCUGUCUCUCUUCACUCUCUGUUCGCAUCAUCUGUGGUGGCGCAUUUUGUGUGUGGUUUUUUCGCUGUUGCACCUGAAGUGCGCACAGCUCGCAAAAUAAAAAUAUAUCUCGCUCUCUCGCCAAUAAUAAAAACGGACGAACGGAUCGCCGUCGAAUACAUCAAAGUUGAGCGAAUAAAUGCUUGGGACAACAGCUACGAGCUGCCAAAACGUUACGGAUUAGCAGCCAACUGAGCGUUGCAUUGUUUGUCAACAGCAGCAACAGCAGCAGCAGCAACGGCAGCACCAAACAGAACAAAAGCGACUACACAAAGAUAGAGAGAGAUAGCAAAGAGCCGAAAUUUAAUCAGAAAAAAAGCCAAAUUUAACAGAUAAUAAAGAACAAUAACUACACACACACGGAGAGAGAUCGUGUCGAUGUUGUGUUUCGUGUGUAAAUUGUUGCCAGUCGUGUGAAUUGUUUUGCGUGUGUUUUUAUUUUCGGUGAAUAUUUUUCGCUGAUCUACGGCACCUGAAUAACAAAACUCAUACGCGUACGCAUCACUCAUUCGGAGCGAGUCCAGCGUAUCAUACAAUCAAAAUAUUGUAUUCAACCCGUUCACUCGCUCUUGCUCCACAACACAACAAGCAACAAACAAGCCGAGAAGAAGAAGAAGAAGAAGUAGGAGCAGAAACGCGAAAGAAAAAAGAUGAGUGAAUCAUUAAGCACGAAAAGUGAAAAUGACGAUGAAACUGAAAAAUGGUCGUGCGAAUAUUGCACAUACGAGAAUUUUCCAUCAUCAUUGAAAUGCACAAUGUGCAUGGGUCAAAAGCCGUUAUUAAAUGAGGAUAUAUUUCGACUAAGCCCGUCACAGCAAGUCUCUUGCAGUAAUAUUGUGGAGUCAUCGAGUUUGAAUUUAUCACAAAGUAAUCUGACGGCAUGCGGUUCGUCAAAUAAUCAGGAAUCACCAGCUAGCAAAUGGACGUGUUCGGUGUGUACGUUUGUGAAUUCGGUGAAAUGUAGUCGGUGCGCCCAGUGCACGGUGAAACGUGAAUCGGAUUUGGACUCAUCAAGCCAUGUGCAAGAACAAAUUAAUGCGCUUAGCAUAAAAGAUGUAGACGCCGAAUUGAUAGCGGUCAACAAUCGAACUAGCCCAUUGCGAUCGAACAGUUUGUCGGGGUCUCGAACAAAUUUAGGUGCAGCUGGUAAUCGAAUCAGUCCGGUUGAUAACAAAUGCUAUUCAACCAACAAAUGGCCGUGUUCGGUGUGUACAUACGAAAAUUGGCCGAAAAGUCUAAAAUGUUCAAUGUGCGGAUGUCCAAAAGAUGGUAGUGUAAAUAAUACUGAUAGAUUUGGUGCUAACACAAUAUCGUCGCCGGAACGAGAUAUCGAUGAGAAUUGUGCUGGAAAUUUUAUUAUAUCGAAUGCAAAUAAACGUAAUUUAUCUCAUCAUCGCUAUCAAUUGGGUAGCAACGAACCAAUAAAUAACUGUGAUUCACUGCAAGAGCGGCGCCUUCGUCAAAUUCGACGUCAGGCUGAUUGGCAAUGGUUGAAUGCUUGCAUUGGUGUCGUUGAGAACAAUUACGGUGCCGUUGAAGCAUAUUUAUCAUGCGGAGGUAAUCCCGGCCGAUCGUUAACUAGUACAGAAGUGGCUCUACUAAAUCGAAACUCAGCUUAUGACGUGGGUCAUACGCUGAUACACUUGGCGAUUCGAUUUCAUCGCGAAGAAAUGUUACCAAUGCUUUUAGCACAAAUCUCUGGUGGUCCAGGCAUAAAACGUGUGCCAUCCUACGUAGCACCCGAUUUGGCAUCUGAUAUUCGUCGACAUUUUGCAACGUCAUUACGUGUACGAAAGAAUAUGUUUAAUUGUCACUAUAUAACUGAGCACGCGACAUUUUCACUGCCAGCUGAAAUCGAGGAGUUGCCGAUAUCCGUGCAGGAGCAAUUAUACGAAGAGCUCUUGGAUCGUGAUGCACAAAAGCAACUGGAAAGUUCACCGCCCGCUUUGAAUUGGUCGCUUGAGAUAACAGCACGCUUGGGAUCCCGUUUGAUGGUUCUAUGGAAUCGUAGUGCCGGCGAUUGCUUGCUCGAUUCAGUAAUGCAAUCGACCUGGGGCGUUUUUGAUCGUGAUAAUGUACUGCGGCGUGCACUUGCCGAUAGUUUACAUCAAUGUGGAAAUAUCUUUUAUCCACGAUGGAAGGAAUACGAAAUGCUUCAAGCAGCUGUACUAAAUUAUACAUUAGCCGAAACACAGUGGGAGAUCGACUGGACUACGUUACUAUCGUUAGCUAAUCAGCCUGGAUCAUCUCUCGAACAAAUUCACAUAUUUGCGCUGUCACACAUAAUGCGACGGCCAAUCAUCGUGUAUGGUGUAAAGUUUGUAAAAAGUUUCCGCGGUGAGGAUAUUGGCUAUGCACGGUUCGAGGGUCUCUAUUUGCCGUUGUUGUGGGAGCAAAGUUUCUGUAUAAAAUCACCAAUAGCCCUUGGAUACACGCGAGGUCAUUUCAGUGCGCUGGUACCAACCGAACCAUACAGUCGCAUCGAUGCAGCUAGAGAUGAUUCGGAAGACGUCACAUUUUUACCGUUAAUGGAUUGUGAACAAAAAUUGUUGCCCAUCCAUUUCCUAACACAAAAUGAGAUGGGUCGAGAAGAGUCAAUAAUGCGUCAAUGGUUGGAUGUGUGCGUGACCGAAGGCGAUCUUCUAGUUGCACAACAAAAGCUGCACAAGCGUCCACUUUUAGUGGCACAAAUGCUAGAAGAAUGGCUGAAUCACUAUCGACGAAUUGCGCAAGUGAUGACCGCCCCAUUCUCACGUCGUCCAACGGUUACCGGUUACUCAAGCGAUGGCGAUACCGACGAAGAAUAAAGCAACCAUUUCCAUCACAGUGGAUAGAGAAAACAAUUUAAACAGAGAAUAACAAAAAAAAAGCUUUAGAUUUUCUUAUAGAUGAAAAUUCAUCCAAUGGAUUUCAAAGAAUUUCUGCAAUCGUACGUUUUCCUAUUGAAUCACCUCCGGAAUGCUAUCAGCAGAACAAAGAGAAAAUUAAAAUCAUAACGCGCAAACACACGUUCUUCACUCAUGCAAUUGGUUCUAAGUCCCAAAACAAACAAACAAAAAACAAAACAAAACAAGAAAUUGCUUUCAUCCAUGCCAAAUCACAUGUCGUAAUUUAAGAUUUUGAAUUUCAAUGUCUUAACCUAUUUAUGGAAGAAAAUCCUUAAGAAUUCUAAAAAAAACAAUGUGAAUUACUGUCUAAUAGAUUUUUUUUUUCUGAAUUCAAAUACAAUUUAAAAUCCAUAAUGGCGAAUCAAAAUGUGAGAAUCAUCCGAUGAUUUUCCAAAGUGAAAACAAAAACAUGAAAACUAUAUAUAUAUAUAUGUAACAAAAAAAUGAAUGAAAAAUUCAUUGUCAAACGGCUUAUUUUAUCGAAUAUGCUUAAGAUGAUUGAAAUGAAGAGAAAAAGUUGGAAGGAAAAAAAUCUCAAGCGAUGCUACUAUAUAAUUGUAUGUGAUUAAUUUUGACGAGCGUUUAAGACAUCGCAGACCUGAUUCUGUGUGACCUGUGCUCAAAAAAGAGCGCAACCAAAGUGAGAUUGAUUGCGCAUUGGUUGCUUCGAAGUUGAUACAAUUUUUUGCCUUUUUCAACGUCUUAUUUUUCGAAAAAGAAAGGAAAAAUGCACAUUCAAAUGAAGUGUCAUUCUUUAUUUUUUUGUGUGGCGUUGUCAAUCAAAUUUUUUUCUUCCGAUAAGGAAUUUAAUUUUCGUUCUUCGUUUUUAACUUGAUUUUGCUAAUGAAAAACCAAAUUCUAAUUAUAAGAGAGUUUCUGUAAUGAAAUAUUAUUGUUGAAGGAGGAAAAAAAAUAUUACGAAAUUAUUUUUGAACGAAAUGAAUGAUUUUUCAACAGCCGAUUUGCGGUAACUAUCGUGACCUUUUUAGUUGAUUUUUUCUUUCUGUUUGGUACUAUCUCGAUCAUUCAAUAGAAUUAAAAGAAUAAUCAAAUUCUUUUCUGUAAUUCAAAUGGUAUCAUCCGAUUUGGAGAAGUGAACGAUGGGAGAUGAAAAUAUACACACACAUGCAUCUAUAUAUACAUUCAAAUGUCAAUUUCAAUGCAGUGAUUUAACGAAAUAAUACAAAAAACAAAACUAUA